Myotis brandtii (Brandt's bat) is the source of this 1529-nucleotide messenger RNA. It is a transcript of the gene CUNH16orf95, whose product is annotated as chromosome unknown open reading frame, human C16orf95. The coding region runs from base 312 to 1280 and encodes 322 amino acids. The transcript has 12 exons. NCBI's taxonomy places the organism in Eukaryota, Metazoa, Chordata, Mammalia, Chiroptera, Vespertilionidae. The record is from RefSeq and is a predicted model, not a curated record.
GCUUCUACAAAUAAUGACUAAAAUAACCCUGGGCUGUGGGCUGCUGACUGCAUUCACGUCGGCCUGUCUCUGGAGUGAGCUAUGAGACACAGGCCUGGCGUAUAUCCAGUUAUAUCUGCUCAUCCAGUUCAGACCUCCAAUGUCCACUGCUGCGUGCAAACAGGCACAGAUCACACGGCAUCCGUUGGGCCUUCCCACACUGAGAGGAACAGGGCUCUACCUGGGAGCCCCUGAAGACCUCUGAUCAGGCUCAGAAGAUGGCUCUGGCUGUCAAGUUGAGAAGGGACUGCAGGUGAAAAAGGUGGUGGGAGAUGUCCCCAGGAGGCUGCUGUGGGGAUUCUGUGUUCCAUGGUUGGAUUGGCAAGCUUCCAUUGGGCACCACAGCAGGAGGAUACAGUGAAGGAGAGAAGGGAGACCGAGAUGCUGAAGUUACACAGCUCACUGAAGAGAGAACGCUAGAACGCCACAGACUGAGAGGCGAGGAGAAUAAGGGUGACCAUGAAACCCGUGAUCCCAGGAGGAAAGGGAAGAGCACAUUUCAAACCCUCGGGAAAGAAGUGUGCCUCACAGAUCCUUUGAUGUGUCCUGUCCCCAGUGCUGUUCACCGAGAGCCCCUCUGCUGUGAGUACCAGUCCAGAUUUGGGGGCCGCCUACCGGUGCCCAGGACUGAGGCAGCACUACCUUACUGGGUCCCUCUGUCCCUGAGACCCCAAAAGCAGAUCCAAAAGAUGGUCCAGACUGAUAUCCCCAAAGCCACCAAGGCGUGCCCCUGCCCAGAUCACCACUCUGGGGGCUAUCUCCCGAUGCCUAGGGAUCAGGCUGUGAUGCCCUACUGGGUGCCCCGGGUCCUGAGGUCUUGCAAGAAGAUCCAAAAUAUGGUCCAGACUGAUAUCCCCAAAGCCACCAAGGCGUGCCCCUGCCCAGAUCACCACUCUGGGGGCUAUCUCCCGAUGCCUAGGGAUCAGGCUGUGAUGCCCUACUGGGUGCCCCGGGUCCUGAGGUCUUGCAAGAAGGUGGUGAAAAGGCAGCAGAGUUUUAAAAGCAUUAAAGAAUCCCCCCUGGACUCACACUCCUGGCACCACCGCUGGCGGAUCUGCUGCAGCAGACACCUCCUCCUCAAGUGGCUGCAGCUCCAGGCCCUUCACCAGGAAGGGCAGCUGGCCCCGGAGAGGAGAGUGAUCCCCCAGCCCUCCUUCCUGCCUCUCUGCCUCAGCUUCCUGGCCUUCCUCCAGGCUGUCUUGAGGGCCAUCUCGUUCAUUCGCCAUUUUUGGGGGGUUUGAAGCUGGAAUCUUCAGCUAGUAUCAAGAACAUCAACAAAAAUGUCAAUCAUAAUCAAGGUCUUUAAUGAAAGUUGUUAAAUCAGGAGGAGUCUGUGAUAGCCACUCUUUUCACAGAUCACAUAAUUCACACCCAAGAUUCAAUCCAAGUUAUUUCUCAUGGGGGGAUUCUUGGUUGUACAGAGUUGCUGUGAAUGCGGGUGAGAUUCUGUUAUAAAUGUAAUCAAUAAAUGUUAUUUGUGAAACUCUAAA